AUGCCAGCAGUACAAUAUCCAGAGCCUGCGAACGCUGAUGGGCUGUCUUACGAGCCUGGCUCAGAAGAGAGGAAACUCUUGAAAGCCGCUCUCGCGGAGAUGGAAAGCAAUGUCGCCGAGAUCCCAAGUAUUAUCAACGGCGAACGCAUCCGCACCGGCCACAAGAGCAAACAGGUCAACCCCUGGGACCGAUAUGGCGCCCCUUUGGCAGAGUACCACCAAGUGGAUGCGGAGACCAUCAAGGCAAAAGCCAUUCCAGGCGCUCUAGAGGCAAGGAAAAGCUGGGCCAAUAUGCCAUUCAAGGACCGUUGUGCCAUCUACAAAAGAGCUGCAAAACUUGUCGAGUCGCCCAAAUACCGGUGGAAGCUGAUGGCGGCCACCAUGAUCGGUCAAGGAAAGACAUGCGGGCAGGCGGAGGGCGACUGUAUAACGGAAGUCAUUGAUACUUUGAAUUUCCAUGUCUAUUUUUGCGCCCAGCUUUACGAGCAACAACCCCCCAAGCAAUUUGACUCGUCUUCCAGCCGGCUGGACUAUCGACCCCUGGAAGGCUUUGUGCUCGCUAUUUCGCCUUUUAACUUUACGGCGUUGGGAGCACACAUCGCGUUCACGCCGGCUCUCUUGGGAAAUGUCAUCCUUUGGAAGCCCUCGCCCAUGGCCGUCUUGUCGAACUACAUCCUCUACCAAAUCAUGGAGGAAGCGGGUAUGCCAAAGGGCGUUGUCCAGUUUUUGCCCGUGGCGGAUCCGACUACAGUCGUUGAACCAGCCCUCGCCAGUCCUCAUUUCACCGGUCUACACUACACCGGCUCCUCAGCCGUCUUGCGCACACUGUGUACUCAAAUCGGGACAAAUACGCAUAUUUACAAGAAUUUCCCACGGAUUGUUGGGGAGAGUGGUGGCAAGAAUUUCCAUCUCAUUCACAACUCCUGCAAGGAUGACGUCGAGUGGCUGGCAUCCGCAGCAGUGCGUUCGGCGUACGAGUUCCAGGGCCAAAAAUGCAGUGCCUUGUCCCGUUUGGUUGUUCCCAAAACCAUGUGGGAGCAAGGGGAUCUGAAAAUAGCGCUAGUGCGAGAAGCAUCCAAGAUGACAUACGGCAAUGAUGUCAAACAGCUUCAUCACCCUUUAGGCCCCAUGGUCUCGGAGGCAUCCUUCCAGCGGUUCGAACAAUUUGUCCAACGCGCCCAGGACGACGGCCAUGAACUAAUCUACGGCGGCAACACAGACGGCAGCAAAGGUUUCUUUGUUCAGCCUACUAUUUUUGAAAUGAAACAGACGGUCAACCGUCUUGAGUCGGAUUUAAUGACCAAGGAGCUCUUUGGGCCCCUCUUCGCCGUUCAGACAUACGAUGAUACAUCACCAACCGGGUUUGAAGACGUAUGCCGGCUUAUUGACAGCACGUCAGAGUAUGCUUUGGCCGGCUCUGUCUUCGCCCGUGAUAGGCAGGCUGUCAAAAUUGCGGAUGAGAAACUGCGGGAUUCGGUUGGGAUGUUCUGCAUCAAUGACAAGAGCACCGGCGCCAUCAUCGGCGCGCAUCCCUUUGGUGGAGCCAGGUCCAGCGGCACAAACGACAAGGCAAACUCGAUGAAUGUUCUGCUCAGAUUCUCCAGCAUUCGGUGUGUCAAGAAUUCUUACAUCAGCAGCAGCAGCACCCUGAGUGCCUGCCAUAUCCCUGAGUAG
Molecule: messenger RNA, 1674 nt
Organism: Aspergillus bombycis
Lineage: Eukaryota; Fungi; Ascomycota; Eurotiomycetes; Eurotiales; Aspergillaceae
Product: putative delta-1-pyrroline-5-carboxylate dehydrogenase protein
Exons: 2
Coding region: 1-1674 (557 amino acids)
Cellular component (GO): mitochondrial matrix
Molecular function (GO): L-glutamate gamma-semialdehyde dehydrogenase (NAD+) activity
Source: RefSeq, a predicted model, not a curated record